Cuscuta campestris is the source of this 1693-nucleotide messenger RNA. The record is from the annotation of a GenBank genome assembly. Lineage: Eukaryota; Viridiplantae; Streptophyta; Magnoliopsida; Solanales; Convolvulaceae.
UGAAUAAAAAUAUUUUGGUCCAUUAGUAAAUUGGACCAUCACCAGAAGGCUCUCAUGGCUUCUUCUUCUUCAUCAUCGAUUCGCCCCCAACGUUAACAUUGAAGCAGAGCGUGUCUUCGCCGAUCUUCCAAAUUCUACAUUUUAAAUGCUUACUCUCUUGACUGUUUUAAAUCUGUUUUUAAAACUGACGCCAAGGUUGAAGAAUGAAGCUUGCUGGGGCCAUACUGAAGAUUAACAGUGCGUGAUGGCGCCGAGCAAGAAGAGAAAGAGAGCCACAAUUCAUCCGCGAAACAAGUACUCUGAAAACCCACCCGAUUUCGGAUUACUGGCUUCUCUUUACCCCUCCUUCGAACCCUACGUUUUCUGCAACCGCGAUGGUCGGCACCGGAUAGAUUGGACAGACUUCAAUGCCACCAGGGAGCUUACUCGGGUCUUGCUCCGCCAUGAUCAUCAUCUCGACUGGUGGAUCCCUGAUGGGCAGCUUUGCCCCACUGUACCUAAUAGAUCAAAUUACAUUCAUUGGAUAGAAGAUCUUUUGUCAUCAGAUAUUGUACCUAAGAGUCAAUCAAAUGAAAACGCUGUGAAGGGUUUUGAUAUUGGAACAGGGGCAAAUUGCAUUUACCCUUUACUUGGUGCAUCUCUGCUUGGUUGGAGGUUUGUCGGUACUGAUUUUACUGAUGUAGCUUUAGAAUGGGCAGAGAGAAAUGUCAAGAGUAAUCCUCACAUUUCUGACUUGAUUGAAAUUAGAAAAGUUGUAAUUCAAGAUUCUUCAUUUGACGAUGACAGAGUUUUAAAUGGACCACUUAUCAAUUGCAAACGAGAUGUAGACGAGGAUAGCAAUUAUCACGGCCCACCUAUUAUUAUGGGUGUCGUCAAGGAUGGGGAGACUUUUGACUUCUGUAUGUGCAAUCCUCCAUUUUUUGAUGCCAUAGAGGAAGCAGGACAGAACCCAAAGACUUCUUGUGGUGGAACUCGUGAAGAGAUGGUUUGUCCCGGAGGAGAACAUGCUUUUAUAAUUCGCAUGAUUGACGAUAGUGUUCAGCUCAAGCAGUGUUUUAGGUGGUACACAUCAAUGGUUGGGCGAAAAGCCAACAUGAAAGUACUGAUAUCAAAGCUUUGGGAGGUUGGAGUGACUGUUGUGAAGACAACAGAGUUUGUUCAAGGGCAGACAUGUAGAUGGGGUCUUGCUUGGUCAUUUGUAGCUCCUGCCAAUAAGGCAAUACCUCACCGCAUUGCUGAGAAGACUAAUGAUUCUUUCAUGCUUGAGGGUCUUCAAUCCGGGCAUAGUGCCUUCAAUUUGUUGCAAUCUGUGGAGUCAUUUUUCUGUAGCAAUGGUGCAUCUUGUAAAUUAAAUACCGCCUCAUUUUACAUUGAUAUAACGUACCCCAACGAGCACUCUGAUGUCCCUAAGCCGAUUGAGAUGAAUAACAAAGCUUCUGCCAAUCGAAUAAAUGAUGUGCAUUUCCGUGUUUCAGUGUUCCAGCAAAUACCAGGGACACUUUUAGUAAAGGGAUCACUGCAGAAGAAAGACACUUCUUCAAACUCAGGUACAGGUGCAUUUUCUUUAAUGUUCCAACGGCUAGAAGUGUUUCUGAGAAAUGCCUUUUGUAAGGAAAAAUCAGCUCGCUGAUGCAUCCUGCCCAGAACUUAGCAUUCUAGACAGAUAUGUAUACAAUAAUUUUUUGCUUUGAAG